Messenger RNA from Aplysia californica (California sea hare), 1100 nucleotides. Its product is annotated as protein transport protein Sec61 subunit beta. The transcript has 4 exons. Bases 100 to 384 code for a protein of 94 amino acids. The record is from RefSeq and is a predicted model, not a curated record. Gene Ontology annotation, biological process: intracellular protein transport. Gene Ontology annotation, cellular component: Sec61 translocon complex. Lineage: Eukaryota; Metazoa; Mollusca; Gastropoda; Aplysiida; Aplysiidae.
AUUCUACGUGGCUUGUUGGCCAACCCACUGGUCGCAAAACGCUUCACAAACUUCACUUCCUUUUCGUGUCGGUGUCAGUGAAAACCAUAUUGUGCAGUCAUGACUCUCCCAUCAUCAAGUUCCACAUCUGUCGGAGGUGGCAGCCGUGGACCGUCAAAGUCCAUCGCACCCAGGUCCUCAGGGGGAACUACCCCUAGACAAAGGAAAGCCCCUGCCACUGGUGGAGCUCGCAAGGCAGCGGGAAGCAGCGCUGGAAUGUGGAGAUUCUACACCGAAGACUCUCCGGGAAUCAAAGUCGGCCCAGUACCAGUCCUGGUCAUGAGUCUCAUCUUCAUCGCUUCAGUCUUCGUGUUGCACAUCUGGGGAAAAUACAAACGCGGCUAAAUCUUGGGACCAUGUGCUUGAUUUCAUUUAAGAGGAACAUUGACUGCCGUUAUUCUGUCUUUGAUGGUGACAAGUGCAGAAACUCUUGUCAGCUGUGAAGGAAUUCUGAAAAUGUGACUUUUUCUUUUGCUGUCAAAAAAUGAUAUUUAUUUAAUGCCUGCAGUUGACAUGCUGCAAUUGUUAGAAAUUAUUCUGUUGGGUGUUUUUGUGUCUUGGGGGAAUUUUUUUUCUAAGACAUUGAGACUGGGAUUUUAAGAUUCUGAUCUAGUUCACAGAACUUUUUACUGUUAGAUAAAAAAUUGAAGUUUCAAAAUUUGAUGUAUAACUGCAAAGCUCUUUUUUUGGAUACUAGUUAUAUUGAGUUGAGUGUUUGUGAGUUGUAAUUGUGUGUAAAUGUUGGACUUGUUACCAAGUUUGCCAAGUUAAUUAUUGCUCCCUGACAGAGGGAGGUCAGAAGAUUUCAUUGCUCUCAAGUCAAAGAGAAGUCAUUCCUCUUGAGUCAUCCUUACAUCAGGUGUGUGCACGGAGAAUGCAACAAGUCUUUAUGAUGGUGUGUUUGAUUUUACUCACAAGUUCUUGAUAGAAGAUGAAAUGUGUGUACCUGGACUGGUUGAGUGGUGUGUGUUUGAUCCGUUGAGAGUUGGUUGUGGGAAUGUGACUUAUAUCAGUACAAGUAACGCAAAUUGUAUGUACAAAAAUAAAAAUAAUUAAACUAA